Molecule: messenger RNA, 5244 nt
Organism: Lithohypha guttulata
Lineage: Eukaryota; Fungi; Ascomycota; Eurotiomycetes; Chaetothyriales; Trichomeriaceae
Exons: 2
Coding region: 1-5244 (1747 amino acids)
Cellular component (GO): cell septum; cell periphery; myosin complex
Molecular function (GO): ATP binding; cytoskeletal motor activity; chitin synthase activity
Source: RefSeq, a predicted model, not a curated record
AUGGCUGCAAAUAGAUAUUCCCAGAUGUCUGGCUUGUCAGCCGCUACAAAUGCUCGUCAGGCUGUUCAGCAGCCGCAGCAAGUCUCGACGACCACUCUGCUCAAUGCCCUACAUACGAUAUACUCCUCGGGUCAACCAUACUCACUCGACGCCAGCACGAGUAUUCUGGUUAAUACAUGGUCAUCGGCCCAAAACCCAGAUGCACAAGGCAGGACUGGUGGCACAGUAGACGACGAGACUGCUGUCAAGGCUUGGGAACAUGCAAGAAGGAGAGCUGAGGAUGGUUGCAUAGUGCUUGCCUCAGCCCAUCCUUCCACUCCCUCUCUAUUCACUCAAUUCCUCAGGAUCCUGCCUGUCGACGCACCAGACGUUCUCUUUGCUGCUGUUACUGCACUGCGCCCUUUCCUCACAUGUGUGACGCCACUCAAUGUCGAGACUGGUAGACACUCUUCUCUUGCAGCGACCUAUACUCUGUCGCUUGCAGGCAAGCUCACUGCCAUCAAACUGGCACUUUCGACAUCCGGCAUUGACGUAGACCAAGGCCUGCUAAACAUUCCCUCCGAACCUGGCUAUCGAGCAUUUGACGUCUUCUACUACUUACAUGCCUCCGCAAGCGCGAGCGAAAGAGAGACUCUGGGCCUGAAACCACUCCACCAAUACAGCUUGCUCAACCGUUCAGCAACCUUCGAGCCACCCUCUUACCUACCUACUGCUGACGAUGCGGCCUCCGCUGAAGAUUUCCGCAAUGCCCUCAAAGCCAUUGGAAUCAAGGGCGCAGCUUAUCGUGGUCUCCUAUCCGCCCUGGCUGCGCUUCUCAAGCUUGGCGAUACUCUAGGUCUUCUUGUUGACGCAGAACAGCUGGAAGAGAUCUGCGAAGAUGUCGGCAGUCUACUAGGUAUCGAGCCCGAAAUCCUGCUGAGGCAGUGUUCGACCGAUGACCGUCAAGUCCUCAUCGCUGGCAUCUACGAAGCGUUGGUAGAUUGGGUAAUCUUAAAGGCAAAUGCUGCCAUUACCGUUGGUCUCCAGAUUCCACUCAGCGGCGACAGCAGCUCGGAUGAUGCCACAAAUAACGGCGAUGAGGUCAGUGUGACUGUAAUUGAAAUUCCCCCUGAGGCACUUGGCAAGGCAGUCGCUUUACGCAGUGUCUUUGACGAUACAAUAGGCAUCAAUGCUGAAAUGAAAGAAGAUGGUGUCGAGGUAGUAGCGGCUGGCCAUUCUGUUCUCAAGGAAAUGCAAGCUGCAUUGUCCGAUGUUGCAGCUGACCUUGCUAUCGCUGGUGGGCCGGUUGCUCGUGAACGAGAGCAUGACCGGGAUCGUAGGCACGGCAUCUUGGAGCGCGUCGGCAUUGAAGCCGAACAGGGUGGCUUCCUGAAGACAUUACUCUACCCUACAGGCGACGGCGUUCUCAGCUUCGGCACCAAAGGCCGCUUUGAACUCGCUGCCUCGCUCGCUAGUAGCAGAGUCUGGUUUCAAUUGUCACUUCAUCCCACAGACGACUCGCUCGCAAGUCUUGCCACUCUGCCAACACCAACAUCUGCUUGGUCUGCUGGUGCUGUAUCUCGUCAAUUACGGGCAUGGCGGUUACCGGAAUGGGCCAACAGGCGCAAUAGGCAUCUCGAUUUUACUGCUGACUUCGAUGUCGAGGAAUUUGUCACAAGAUACUCUCGAUUAGGUUGCAAAGAUGGUCGUGACGGUGUCGAGACUUUCAUCCUGGAACGAGGCUGGAGCAAUGGCGAAGUUGUUCUUGGUCGGGAAAGAAUAUGGAUGAGAGAAAAUGCUUGGUGGGAAGCAGAAACGAUGCUUGACAUGAAACCCAUGCAUGAGAAAUACGGCGAGAACCCAUUUGCAAGCUCGUAUUCAGCCAACACACCCCAUAAUGGUAGUGGUUUCUUCCCGCCAAUGGACCAGAUGAGCAUGGUUGAUAGCAGAGAGAACCUGCUGGAUCAGAUCGGUCGGCCGAAGUCUAUGGCACCAACUGCAGCCAAGACUGUUAACACCAUUGGAGGUGACUAUGGUCUCGGACCUAAAGGUGAUGACAGCCAGGAGGAUGCCUUGUUCUACGAUACAGAAUUCGGCAAGUACACCGCAAUAGAUCCCGAACUUGCAGAUACGAAGAGGAUCGAAUCCAAGAAGACCAGCAAAGGUCGUCAAGCGUGGGUUAGCAUCGUCUGGGCUCUAACCUUUUUCAUACCUUCGAUCUUGCUACGCAGCAUUGGUCGUAUGAAACGACCAGACGUGCGUAUGGCCUGGCGUGAAAAGCUCGUGCUGAAUAUGCUCAUCUUCCUGUUCAACGCGACAGUCAUCUUCUACAUCGUUGUCUUUGGCAAGUUGCUCUGCCCCAACAUGGACAAAGCCUGGAACGCCAAGCAAGUUGGAUAUCAUCAAGGUACUGACGACUACUAUGUUAGCAUCUUUGGCAAAGUCUACGAUAUGACCAAAUUUUACAAGACGGACCACAGUGAUACUAACAUCAAGACUGAUGCAUCGAACAUGAUGCCGUUCGCUGGCAUGAACCUGGACGCUUACUUUCCACCUCCACUCAGCCGAGCAUGCCCAGGACUGAACGUCGAUGAAAGUGUGCAACUACAAUAUAAUGACACUGCAGCUCAGCAAUUCACUAAUGGUGUCCACUACAACGGUGAAAGAUUUCAGGGCGACACCACCACUGCUUUACACUCUUGGGAUUGGUUCGGCUCAAAGUUCUUACCUACCAUCAAACAGUACUACAAGGGCGCAUUAGUCGUUUCUUGGAAAGACAUUCGCAAGCAAGCCGACGAGGACCAGCGUUCCUGGGUGGUGGUGAAUAACAAGAUCUACGAUCUCACCGACUACCUCUACACGCUGGAUCGCAUGAACGACUACACUACAUACAAAUUCUUACCAGACGAGGUCACGGAACUGUUUCAGAAAUAUCCAGGAACCGAUGUUACCGACAGAUGGGGCUCAAGCGUUACGUGGCAGAACAGUCUUAAUUGUCUGAACAAUGCCUUCUACAAGGGUGAGACUGACUUCCGAGAGUCAGCCCGCUGCCAGGUCAACAACUACCUCCUGCUUGCCUUUGCAAUGAUUCUUUGUGCCGUCAUAUUGACGAAGUUCCUAGCUGCACUCCAACUCGGCUCGAAAAGAAGACCUUCUCCACAAGACAAAUUUGUCAUUUGUCAAGUACCCGCCUAUACAGAAGGUGAGGACCAUCUGAGGAAGUCGUUGGAUUCUUUGACUGCCUUGCAAUAUGACAACAAGCGUAAGCUUAUCUGUGUCAUAUGCGAUGGCAUGAUUGUUGGUGGCGGUAAUGACAGGCCGACCCCUAAGAUCGUUCUCGAUAUUCUUGGAGUUGACCCCAAGAUCGAUCCACCUGCUCUGCCUUUCAGAUCUGUAGGAGCUGGCAAUCAGCAACUCAAUUACGGCAAAGUCUAUUCCGGUUUAUACGAGUUUGAGGGCAACGUGGUACCUUAUAUCGUCGUCGUUAAGGUUGGCAAAGAAUCCGAACAGAACAAGUCAAAGCCUGGAAACAGAGGCAAGCGAGACUCUCAGAUCUUGCUGAUGCAGUUCUUGAAUCGUGUUCAUCACCGCGCUGCCAUGUCGCCUCUUGAGUUGGAAAUGUUCCAUCAGAUCAACAACAUCAUCGGCGUUGACCCUGAGCUAUACGAAUACCUUCUUAUGGUUGAUGCUGAUACUAUGGUGCGCGAAGACUCACUCAAUCGACUGGUCGCUGCUUGUGCAAAUGAUGCUAAGAUUGCUGGUAUCUGUGGCGAGACCAGUCUGGAAAACGAAGAACGAAGUUGGUGGACUAUGAUCCAGGUCUACGAGUACUAUAUUUCGCAUCAUCUCGCCAAGGCUUUCGAAUCCCUGUUCGGCAGUGUUACCUGCUUGCCUGGAUGUUUCUGCAUGUAUCGUCUACGCUCCGCUGACAAGGGCAAGCCGCUCAUCAUUGCCGAUAAGCUCAUUCAAGAGUACGCCGACUGCGAAGUCGACACUUUACACAAGAAGAAUCUUCUUGCUUUGGGUGAAGACCGAUAUUUGACUACUUUGAUGACGAAGCACUUCCCUCACAUGUCCUACAAGUUCGUUCCUGAUGCUUACGCACUUACGGCAGCUCCCGAAACAUGGUCAGUCUUGCUGUCACAAAGACGUCGCUGGAUCAACUCAACUGUUCACAAUCUAGCUGAACUUGUCUGGCUGAAGGAUCUCUGCGGCUUUUGUUGCUUCUCCAUGCGGUUCAUCGUCUUCCUGGAUCUUUUCGGUACGAUCAUCCUGCCAGCAACUUGUGUCUACCUGGGAUAUCUCAUCUACAUAGUGGCCACCGGGACCGGCCAGUUCCCACUGAUCUCCAUCAUCAUGAUUGCGGCUGUUUAUGGUUUACAAGCGAUAAUUUUCAUUGUCAAACGACAAUGGCAGCACGUGGGAUGGAUGAUUAUCUAUAUCAUCGCAUAUCCUAUCUACUCGUUCAUCCUCCCUAUCUACUCUUUCUGGAAGCAGGACGAUUUCUCCUGGGGAAACACACGUGUAGUCAUUGGUGAGAAGGGAGACAAGAAGGUUGUUGCACUGCAAGAAGAAGGCUUCGACCCUCGAUCCAUUCCAUUGCAAAAGUGGGAUGACUAUGCUACGCACAACGGUCUACCCGGAAGAAGAGGCGAACCAAAUGGAGGCUAUCAAGAGAAAGGAUAUGCUCCAUACUCUGACGAACCUGGCUACGGUGGUAUGGAGAUGGACGACAUGCACAGUACAUAUUCCUCGGUCAAGCCGACGAGUACUAUCCUGAACAACUUUCACCAACAACAUGGCACUCCAUACAUGGUACCACCACAUUCUCCGAUGCCCUACGCUCGUGGAGGUGCAGUAUCUGGCAUGGGUACAUACAAGGAUCAGCCAGUUUCCUUGCAUAAUCGUCAAAACUCACUCCUCAGUACUGGCAGUAUAUCACGAAUGAUGAAGUCACCAUCACCAGGACCUUACAACACAAAUGCGAACAUGUCUGCUGCAGCUUCUAGGUCACUACUUGGGCUGAAUGCCAACCAGAGUCGGCCUGGCUCGGCUUUCGACUUCAGAACUGCACAUCCAGCUGGACCAUCGAACGAGUCGAUAGUGGCAGCGAUCAGAGAUGUGCUACACGAGGUCGACCUAGAUAGUGUUACGAAAAAGCAAGUCCGGGCUUUGGUCGAACAGCGACUGCAAGCGGAGGUACCAGCAGGCGAUAGAAGGGCGUUCCUGGAUAGAGCCAUUGACGAACAACUGGCUAAUAUGUAA